UGGGAUAACUCAUCUCAAGGACAGUAGGCACAGAAAACAAUGUACUAAACAUGAGAAGACUUUAGUGUUGCGAUCUCUAUGCUUCUGCAGAUCUCAAGGCAUAGCAGACAGCAUGUGGGAGAUGUAAUGGCAUGAUUCUUCAUGUCUACCAAUCAGAUGCUACAACACAGCUGUACACAUCUUGUGUAUAAAUAGGAGGCAGCAGAACGGUAGAUACAUCAAAUAAGAAGCUCUUAUUUUCUGCUUCUCCUCCUCUAUUCCUCCACUAGACAGCGAUAAGCUUCAAUCUCAUAUAUGGCUUUCCACCAAAGAUCGAUAAGUUUGCCUUCUAGGCCUCACAUCAGUGAGACCGAAGUUGAGCAAGAACUCCACAGCCUAGAAGCAAGCAUGUCUUCCUCCAGUUCCAUCAGCACGAUGUGCGAUGGUCUUAGGAGUCUUGCAAACAUCUACGAUGGUCUUGAAGAGAUCAUUUGCCUACCAAGCAACCAAGUUUGCUCCUCCGAGCAGAGGAACAUGUUGGAUGGAGAAAUGGGAUGCUCCAUUGAGCUCUUAGAUCUCUGCAGCAACAUGCAAGAGGCCUUCGCCGAGAUGAUGGUCCUCAUCCAAGAGCUGCAAGUGGCUCUAAGAAGAGGAGACGAUGCAGCUGCGCAAGCCAAGAUCCGGUCUUUUACUCGCUUGGUGAACAAGGCCAGGAAACAUUUCAAGAAGACUACCAAGAAGGCUGCAUCCGACAAGAUGGUCAUGCUAUUGAGCAAGGCAAGAGAGAUCUGCAUCUCUCUGUUGGAGUCCACACUCCAUCUCUUGUUGAAGCAAAUUGAAAUGCCAAAGCAGUCUCUUGUCUGCAAGGCAUUUUGCAAGAAGAAGGCAGUUGUCUGCAAGGAGGAGCAGUUGCAGGAGUUGGAGUGCCGUAUCGAAGAACUUCAGAAUGGAGCAGGAAAUCUGUUCAGGAAAUUAGUCCAAAACAGAGUUUCUCUUCUAAACAUUCUUAGCUCAUAGAUUCUCUACAUCCCUCUACUCCCUGUGAUUGGCAUCCGUCUUUUUGAGGAUGAGCCGAUCUUGAUACAGUUUUGCCAUAUGUAUACAGUACAAAUGUACAGAAAUUACAGAAACAAAGACCAAAGUUUUGAUCCA
Molecule: messenger RNA, 1131 nt
Organism: Hordeum vulgare subsp. vulgare (domesticated barley)
Lineage: Eukaryota; Viridiplantae; Streptophyta; Magnoliopsida; Poales; Poaceae
Exons: 1
Coding region: 295-996 (233 amino acids)
Biological process (GO): shoot system development; root development
Source: RefSeq, a predicted model, not a curated record